Messenger RNA from Scheffersomyces stipitis CBS 6054, 2148 nucleotides. It is a transcript of the gene SDA1, whose product is annotated as Sda1p. Gene Ontology annotation, biological process: ribosomal large subunit biogenesis; ribosomal large subunit export from nucleus. Lineage: Eukaryota; Fungi; Ascomycota; Pichiomycetes; Serinales; Debaryomycetaceae. The transcript has 2 exons. Gene Ontology annotation, cellular component: nucleolus. The coding region runs from base 1 to 2148 and encodes 715 amino acids. The record is from RefSeq and is a predicted model, not a curated record.
AUGGGUAAAAAGAGAAGAGCUGCAAUCUUGCCGACCAACAUUAUCCUUCUCCAGAAUGUCGUUCGUAGAGAUCCAGAAUCGUACUAUGAAGAGUUUCUCCAGCAGUACUCUCACUAUGAAUCGCUCAGAGAUAUCUUUUUGAUGAACCCCAGUGUCGCUGAUAAAGGCACUGAAUUCGGCGAGUUGAUUGGUUUUGUUUCGGCCGUAUGUGGCUGUUAUCCCAAAGAAACGGCUGGCUUUCCAGACGAGCUCAAGACGAUUUUACUUAACAACCAUCGUGAGCUUUCUCCAGAUUUAAGAGAAAAGAUCAUCCAGUGCUUGACGAUGUUGCGUAACAAAGAUGUCAUUUCCGCCGAGUCAUUAAUUCAGACCAUUUUCCCACUCUUGACUGCAUACUCCAGAGCAAAUUCCACCAGUGGACAGCAUGUCAAGGCUCUCAGACAUCAGAUCUAUUCUACUUUGAUAGCACUUCUUAAGUCUGUGAAUACAGGCGCAAAGAACCAGAAGAUCAACCGUUCGACCCAGGCUUUGCUUUUCAAUUUGCUUGAACAGAGAGAUUCUCAAGGUUUGUGGGCAACCAAGUUGACCCGUGAGUUGUGGCGUAGAGGUAUCUGGGACGAUCCUCGUACUGUAGAAAUCAUGACCCAGGCUGCUUUGCAUCCAGAUGUCAAGGUCGCUGUGGCAGGAGCCAAAUUCUUCUUAGGUGCCGACAAGGAAAGAGACGAAAACUUUGAAGAGAACUCUUCUGACGAAGAGGGUUUCGAUAUGAGCGCUUUGAGACACAAAAUGCUGAUUAACAAGAAGACUUCAAAAAGAGGUAAGAAGUUGGAAGCUGCUGUCAAGGCUGUCAAGAAGAAGAGUAACAACCCCAAACAUUCAGCCACGUACUUGAAUUUUUCUGCUAUCCACUUAUUGAGAGAUCCACAAGGGUUUGCCGAGCUGCUUUUCACCAACCAUUUAAGUAGUAAGAACUCUAACCGUUUUGAUUUGGACCAGAAGAUCAUGUUCAUGAACUUGAUCUCUCGUUUGAUCGGUACCCACAAGUUGACCGUCUUAGGUAUCUACUCGUUCUUCUUGAAGUACUUGACGCCGAAGCAACGUAAUGUGACCCAGAUCAUGGCAUCGGCAGCACAGGCUUCGCAUGACUUGGUACCCCCAGAAUCCAUAUCCGUUGUUAUUCGUAAGAUUGCUGACGAGUUCGUCAGUGAUGGUGUGGCUGCCGAGGUUGCUUCUGCUGGUAUCAACACCAUAAGAGAGAUCUUAUCGAGAGCUCCGUUGGCAAUCGAUGCUGCUCUUUUGCAGGAUUUGACAGAGUACAAGGGCUCUAAGUCUAAAGCAGUGAUGAUGGCUGCAAGAUCGUUGAUCUCGUUGUAUAGAGAAGUAGCACCUGAGAUGUUACAGCGUAAGGACAGAGGUAAGACUGCCAGUAUUGAAUUGCAACACGGUGAUAGAUCUGGCGCUCCUCAGUUUGGUGUGGAAAGUCAAAUUGUCACUUCUAUUCCUGGCUUAGAGUUAUUAGCCAAGUGGAGAAAGGAACAAGGAUUAGAAGGCAAUGAUGGUGAAGAUGAUGAUGCCAACUGGGAAGUUGCUUCAGACGAUGACGCUAGUGACAUAGAAGGUGAAUGGGUGACUGUAGAAUCUGACAAAGAGUAUAAUGUCAGUGACUCAGAAGACGAAGAAGAAAAGAAUGAAGACAAAGAAGAAGAAGAAGAUGAUGAUGAUGGAGAAGAAGCCGAAGACGGAGCUAUGGCCGAAUUGCUUUCUAGUAGAAUUUUGACUCCAGCCGAUUUCGCCAAGUUGGACGAGUUACGUACGCAGGCUGGUGUAGAAAAGAUCAUGGGAGUGACACAGACCAACGAAGAAGUGGUUGAUUCUACAUCUUUGGUUGGUAAGGUCAAGUACAAGCAAUUACGUGAAGAAAGAAUUGCUCAAGCUAAGGAAGGUAAGGAAGAUAGAGAAAAGUUUGGUUCAAGAAAGGGUAAGAGAGAUGCCCCUCAUUCGACCACCAACAAGGAUAAGGCCAGAAAGAAGAAUUUCGUCAUGAUGAUCCACAAGAAAUCGGUUCAAGGCAAGCAGAAGUUGUCGUUGAGAGACAGACAGAAGGUUUUGAGAGCACACAUCGGCAAGCAGAAAAAGAAGGGAUAUUGA